GAAAAGAUGAACUCUCUCCUCGCCUUUGCUGUGCUGUUUGCUUGGGGCUUGUCCCCAGCUCACGGGAGCCUCUGGGAGCUGCAGAAGAUGAUUACAAAGGCGACGGGGAAAAACGCCUUGCUGUAUUACUCCUCCUACGGUUGCUACUGCGGCUUCGGGGGCAAAGGGCAGCCCAAGGAUGCCACGGACAGAUGCUGCCAGCUGCAUGAUACCUGCUACAACAACCUCCUGAGCUACCACUGCAAUGCCAAGAUGCAAGGCUACCGCUAUGGCUGGCACACUGGCAGCCCCUUCUGCAGACAGGGCUCCUGGUGCGCCCAGCUCUCCUGCGAGUGCGACCGCAGCCUGGUGCUCUGCCUGAAGCAGAGCCUCAGGAGUUACAGCACACGCUACCGCUUCUACUGGAAGCACUGCCCACGGGGAGAGGGGGGGUUGGCCAGCAAGGGAAGAGGCGUAGCACAAAGCGUUUUUGGGACAGACGAGUCAUUUCAGCACUUCCAGUUCAGAGCCCACGGGCCGGACACGGAGGGCAGCCUCUCCCCGGGGCAGACAGGCUGGCAGCGAGGAAACGGAGCCGGAGCAAUCCCCCGGCCUGAGUGA
Messenger RNA from Harpia harpyja (harpy eagle), 600 nucleotides. Its product is annotated as basic phospholipase A2 daboxin P-like. The transcript has 6 exons. Bases 7 to 600 code for a protein of 197 amino acids. Gene Ontology annotation, biological process: lipid catabolic process; negative regulation of T cell proliferation; phospholipid metabolic process. Lineage: Eukaryota; Metazoa; Chordata; Aves; Accipitriformes; Accipitridae. Gene Ontology annotation, molecular function: phospholipid binding; calcium ion binding. The record is from RefSeq and is a predicted model, not a curated record.